Molecule: messenger RNA, 3012 nt
Organism: Miscanthus lutarioriparius
Lineage: Eukaryota; Viridiplantae; Streptophyta; Magnoliopsida; Poales; Poaceae
Source: the annotation of a GenBank genome assembly
AUGGAUAGUAAAGAGAAGGAGGAGGUGAGUGUGGAGACCAUAAGUGACAACAGAAAGGAAGACGCAGCAAUAGAUGCUGGCAAGGGUGAUCUGCAAUCAGAAAUAGUAACCAAGGACAGCUUGAAGAUGGAGGUAAUGAUGGAAGAACCGUUAGCCAAGGACACAACAGCUACAGUUAACUCUGAUCCAGUCACCAUGUUUCAAGAUGAGGACCAGGGCUACAUCAAAGUAACCAGCACCAAGAAGCAGAAAACUGCCAAAUAUGUAGAGAUGGCCAAGAGUACAAGUUCCAGGGUGGCGGGGACUGGAACCCCAAUCCCACUUCGAGCUGAAAGGAGGGCCAACAUGAAGGAUAGUCAAGGUAUGUCUAAUAAUCCUUUCUCUGUUUUACAGAACAUUGAUUCAGAUGUCCUUAGCAAAAUAGCUUUAGACUGUGGGAUUAAUUUGGGUGACACAGUAGAGGAUGUUGAUGCUUCCAUUAAUCUGAUUAAAGCCAAAGAACUAGCUCAAGCCACUUUGGCUCGGGCUGAAAAAUCUAAAGAACAGCCAAAAACUUCAGAGCAAGUGUUAGAGGUGGAUGACUCAGAAGGUGAUUUCAAUGAGGAACACUCCAAGAUGAUACUUGAAUUGGAAGAGGUGACUGAAGUGGUGACGGACUCAGAAUGUUUAGAGGUGUGGAACAUUGAGCAGAGGAGGAAAGGGAACUCAAUGCAAUUGGAGGUGGCAAUGACCAUGGUACAGAAGGAAGAUAAUUUCAGAUGGAGACUAAUCAGUGUAUACGGCCCUGUUAAAGAUAAUCAAAAGCAGGCCUUUCUCAAUGAGUUAGAGGUGCUGAUCAAUGAUGAAGAUAUUCCCACUCUGGUUGGAGGUGAUUUGAACCUAGUAAGGAGAAUUGAAGAGAAAUCUUCUGGCAAUAAUGCUCAUGGUAUUGAUAAAUGGCAAAAGAUCUCAUCUAAACUCAUGAGCAGCCUAAGAGGUUGGAAUGGGAACUGGGGUAGUGAUUUGAAGAAGAGGAAGCAGGAUCUGUUGCUCUGUAUAAUGAAGUUAGACCAAAAAAAUGAAGACAAGGGAUUGGUGGAGUCUGAAUGGGAACAGAGAUACAGAUGGGAGAAUGAACUGAUAGAGAUAUACAGUCAAGAAGAGCUCAUGUGGCAAUCAAGAGGUGGGGAGAGAUGGUUACUGGAGGGUGAUGCUAACACGGCUUAUUUCCAUGGUAUUGCCAAUGGAAGGAAACGUAAGACCUUUAUCAGGUCAUUGGAAGAAGAUGGACUAAUCAUCACUGAAACUAAAGCUCUACAAGAACAUAUUACUAACUUUUACAAAGGUUUGUUUGGAAGUGAACCACGGUCCAGAUUUAGUCUAAAGUAUGAUUUUUGGGGUUUAGAGUCCAAAGUAAGUGAAGAGGAAAAUGAGGAAUUGACCAAGCCUUUUACCAUUGAAGAACUUGAGGUGGUGGUGAAAGGGAUGAGAGAUGGGUCUGCCCCUGGACCAGAUGGAUUUUCGGCUGUCUUUUUCAAAUAUUUCUGGGUUUACAAGAUUGUCACUAAGACUUUGACUCUUAGACUCAAUAAAAUUAUUGACAAACUCAUCAGCCCAAACCAAACAGCUUUCAUCCCAGGGAGAUACAUAUUAGAUGGGGUAGUGGUUAUUCAUGAGGUGAUGCAUGAAAUUGUAAGGCAGAAACAGAGUGGGAUAAUUCUAAAACUAGAUUUUGAGAAAGCCUAUGACAAGGUGAGCUGGCAUUUUCUUCAAGAGGUGAUGCAUAGGAAGGGCUUCUGUGAGAGGUGGACAGAUUGGGUAAUGAGAACAGUGUGUGGAGGCAGAGUUGCAGUUAAUCUCAAUGGUGAAUUGGGUCAGUACUUUAGGAGUUACAAAGGUUUGAGACAAGGGGACCCCCUAUCCCCUCUCCUCUUCAAUUUAGUUGCUGAUGGGUUAUCUACCAUGUUGAAAAAGGCAACUGACAGUGGACUUUUGGUUGGGGUAACUCCACACUUAAUUGAUGGGGGCCUGACACAUUUACAAUAUGCUGAUGACACUGUUCUUCUCAUUGAAAACAGUAAGCAGAAUAUUGCUACUCUUAAAUUUUUGCUAAUCUGUUAUGAGGAGGUGUCAGGCAUGAAAAUAAACUAUAACAAGUCUGAGGUGUUCACUUUGGGCAUUAAUGAGGUGGAAGCAGAGGAGAUAGCCAAUUCUUUCAACUGUAAGCGUGGACACUUUCCUAUGAAAUAUCUGGGUCUCCCAUUAAGCUACAAGAGGUUGUCCAAAGAGGAGCUUAGUGUUUCUGCAAAUAAGGUUGAAAAGAGACUAGAAACUUGGAAAUGUAACCAGUUAUCUCAUGGAGGCAGAUCCAUUCUCAUAAACUCUAGCCUAUCUAGUAUCCCCAUGUAUUCAAUGGGGUUUUAUUGGUUGCAUGAGGGUACCCACAAGAGGUUUGACACUGGUAGAGGCAGAUUCUUCUGGGAAGGAGUUGGCAACAAGAAAAAGUACCAUAUGAUUAAAUGGGAAGCUCUGGCAGUUCCCAAAGAAUUUGGAGGCCUUGGUUUUAUAGAUACAAGAAUCAUGAAUACUGUGCUGUUGGCCAAGUGGAUUUUCAAAUUAGAUAGAGGUGAAAACAGUAUGGCCCUUGAUGUGCUCAGGAAAAAAUACCUAAGAGGUAGAAGCUUCUGCCAAACCAAUCAAAGAGGUGCUUCUCAGUUUUGGCAAGGUUUGGGGAAAGCCAGGGAAUGGUAUGAAAGAGGGACAAGAUGGAAACUAGGCAAUGGAAAGAGAAUCAGGUUUUGGCAUGAUGUGUGGUUAGGGACUUGCCCUCUUAAGUUGAGAUUCCCUAAGCUGUACAGGAUUAGCCGACAGCAGGACUGGUCAGUUAUGGAGUUAAAAGAGGUGGAAUGGAAUUUAGAUCUGAGAAGGAGACUGGUGGAAGAAGAUGUUGAAGCCGGAAGGGGUGUUGAAGAUGGAGGAUACUAUACUGAAGCUACAGGAGGGUCUGAAGGCGUGGUGAAGCUGAUGACCUGA